AUGGCGACACGCCUGGGGCUACUCGCAUUGGGUAUCGGAAGGCAGCAAGGGAGAUUAUGGCCCGUGGUCGUCCGACAGACGCCGUCGUCGAGAUAUAUUCGGUUUUCAACGUCGAGUAGUUCUAGAUCAGAUUCGAGUUUGAAUCCCAGUCCGAGUCCGAGCCCCGCUACACCGCCCGGCGAGCCGAAGAAGAAGUCACCACAUGUCGGAUUCUACCAGGUAUACGGCCGGGCGCUUUCGAAGGUCCUGUUGAUGUCGCUGCUGUUCUACCAAGGAUUGUACUACGGAUGGAUGUACCUGGAGCACUUGGAAGUCAAGCAUGGAAAGGAAGGGGAGAUAAAGGCACUCGAGCAGAAGAUUAGAGACCUGCAGGAGGAAAAGAAACAGCAGAAGGCUGCAUAA
Molecule: messenger RNA, 402 nt
Organism: Orbilia oligospora ATCC 24927
Lineage: Eukaryota; Fungi; Ascomycota; Orbiliomycetes; Orbiliales; Orbiliaceae
Exons: 3
Coding region: 1-402 (133 amino acids)
Source: RefSeq, a predicted model, not a curated record